This is a messenger RNA of Drosophila bipectinata, 2333 nucleotides long. RefSeq names its product Hexosaminidase 2 (gene Hexo2). NCBI's taxonomy places the organism in Eukaryota, Metazoa, Arthropoda, Insecta, Diptera, Drosophilidae. The record is from RefSeq and is a predicted model, not a curated record. Gene Ontology annotation, molecular function: beta-N-acetylglucosaminidase activity. Gene Ontology annotation, biological process: glycosaminoglycan metabolic process; carbohydrate metabolic process; protein deglycosylation. Gene Ontology annotation, cellular component: lysosome; plasma membrane.
GCCCGGUUCAUUCGGUUCCAAUUCUUUGCAGCGCAACCACGCUGCAAGUGAAAUUGCUUGCCAACUGACCUGCGAGCGCCGCACUCGCACUCGCAUUCGCAUUCGAUUUCGUUUUGGUUUUUGUUUGUGUUUUUUUUUUUUUUAGUGCUAGCUCAGUGUUUUUCACUUUUUACUUGUUCAGUAUUUUGCUUUUUCACUGCCCAGUGUCUCUGCUCAUUUCCUUUCCCGUCUGGCAGUUGUCAGUUGCUAGUUUCCAGUCACCAGUCGCCAGGCCCCAGUUGCCAGUUCUGUUUUGCUUUCCGAGCGUGCCGCAUGGAAUAAAAGCGAGCCGCGCACCUGCCCCCAGAGUUAGAAAGGAAGAUGCGCUCCAGCGGCUACAACCGUUAUCAAUGCUACGCCCUCGCGAUCUGCGUCUGCUUCGCGGUGGGGGCUGCGCUGACGCGGGCGGAUGACACCGACACCGACCACGACGCAGACGCCAGCAGCAGCGCCAGCAGGAAGUGGCUGUGUAGCCAGACCGACAUAUGCUCGCCGGAAACGGAGCUGACGCCCGGACUUCAGUACGCCGUGGAGCGGUUCGAGAGCCAGCGCGACUGCAGGCUGUCCUGCGGCAAGUACGGCUCCAUCUGGCCCAUGCCCACCGGGGAAGCCGGCUUCAUCGGGCACGAGCGCGUGCGCUUUGACCCGUGGAAAGUGCGCUUCCAUGUGGUGGCUCCCGGAGAGGCGGCCACCCAGUUCCUGCGCGAGACGAACCGCUUGUUCGUGUCCAAUCUGCUGAAGGAGUGCACGCGCAACUGCACCCUGGAGACCAGCAAGCAGAUCCUGGUGCGGUCCACCGUCGCCAACGAGACGCUCGUCCUGGACUGGGCCACCGACGAGAGCUACGCCCUGGUGGUGCGGACCACGGACACGGCCACCUUCGUGGAUAUACAGGCGCCGACAGUCUAUGGGGCCAGGCACGCCUUCGAGACUCUCACCAAUCUUGUCACCGGCAGCCUCUCCAAUGGCCUCCUCAUGGUCUCCGCCGCCCGCGUUUCCGACCGGCCAGCGUUUCCGCACCGUGGCGUGCUCCUGGACACGUCUCGGAACUUUGUGCCCCUCAAGUUUAUCCGGAGCACACUGGACGCCAUGGCAACCAGCAAGAUGAACGUGCUCCACUGGCACGUGGUGGAUACACACAGCUUCCCUCUGGAGAUCACUCGGGUGCCGGAGAUGCAGCGCUACGGGGCAUACUCGUCCUCGCAGACUUACAGCCGGCAGGACGCCCUCAACCUGGUCAAGUAUGCCCGCCUGCGCGGCAUCCGCAUCCUGAUUGAGAUCGACGGGCCCUCCCACGCUGGCAACGGCUGGCAGUGGGGCCCGGCCGCCGGACUGGGCAAUAUGUCCGUGUGCCUAAACCAGGUCCCGUGGCGCAAGUUUUGCGUCCAGCCGCCGUGCGGACAGCUCAACCCACUGAACGACCACAUGUACGCCGUGCUCAAGGAGAUAUUCGAGGACGUAGCCGAGGUGGGCGCGCCCGAGGAGACCCUGCACAUGGGCGGCGACGAGGUCUUCCUACCCUGCUGGAACAACACCGAAGAGAUCCGGGACGGCAUGCGCGCCCGGGGCUUCGACCUCACCGAACAGAGCUUUCUGCGACUAUGGUCCCAGUUUCACCAGCGGAACCUCAACGCCUGGGACGAGAUCACCGAGCGUAUGUUCCCGGGCAUCAAGGAGCCCAAGUCGGUAAUCGUCUGGUCCAGCCACCUGACCGACCCCAAGUACAUUGAGGCCUACCUACCGAAGGAGCGGUUCAUCAUCCAGACCUGGGUGGACUCGCAGGACGCUCUCAACCGAGAAUUGCUCCAGCGGGGUUAUCGCCUGAUCCUGUCCACAAAGAACGCCUGGUACCUGGACCACGGCUUCUGGGGCAGCACCUCCUAUUACAACUGGCGCGCCGUCUACUCUGCUGGCAUGCCCGUGGCUCAGCUCAGGAACCAGGUUCUCGGCGGAGAGGUGUGCAUGUGGAGCGAGUACGUCGAUCAGAACUCCCUGGAAUCCCGAAUCUGGCCGCGAGCCGGAGCUGCCGCCGAGCGUCUGUGGUCCAAUCCGAAAUCCUCGGCACUUGCGGCCCAAAGGCGAUUUUACCGGUACAGGGAACGGCUUCUGGCCCGAGGAAUCCAUGCUGACGCCGUCAUCCCCCACUGGUGUGUUCUGCACGAGGGAAAGUGUCUCUAAGCCACCACUGCCUGAUCUUAUCCCAAAUCCCGGAUCCUCUAAAUCUAUCUUUAGGUACAGCACUGUGUACAUACGUUUCAGUCGAUGUUCUUUAGUACAUCAGCUAUUUUCCACAG